GCCUUUGUGAGGUCGUUCUGCCUAUAAGCGAGUUUGGGAAUGGACGGUGGGUCAGCCGAGGUCGACCUAGUCGGGGUUCCGGCGUUUUCUCUGGGUCUCCGGCCGUGAGCUGCUUGUAGAGACACUGGCUUCCUGCAAGAGACCAGAGGAGAAGGGAAUGACCACUGGGCUUCUGGAUUCAGGGUUCCUGGAGCAAGUGACCUUUGAGGAUGUGGUCGUGGACUUCACCCAGGAGGAGUGGGGGCAGCUGGAGCCUGCACAGAGGACCCUGUACUGCAGUGUGAUGCUGGAGACUUUCAGGCUCCUAGUCUCCGUGGACUUAGAAACUAGAUCAAAAACCAAAUUGCCAGCUGCAAAGCAAGACAUCUCUGAAAAAAUAUCCAACAAUGUCCUGGUAGAAAGGUUCCUGUGGUAUGGUCUGCCAGGCUAUAAACCUGAAGAUGCUGAGGGCCAGUGGGAACAGAGUUUUGAGAGUCUUUAUUGCGCUGGCAUUCAGGCAGCCUUCACGCCUGUGACAACAUCCAUUCAGGAGCGGCAGCUGGGGAAUGAACUUGGGGAAAAUUUAAGUCUGAGCCCUGAUCUCCCAAUUCAACCCAUGACUCCUGAAAGACAAGCCUCCCACAUAUGGGGAAUGCAUAGAGAAAGGGAGAAUCCCAACUCAAAUGUCCAACAGGAAACCUAUGCAACAGAGAAACCCUACAGAUGUCAGGAAUGUGGAAAGUCCUUUAGUCACAGCUCUGCACUCAUCGAACACCACCGAACGCACACAGGAGAGAGACCUUAUGAAUGUCAUGAAUGUGGAAAAAGCUUCCGAAACAGCUCAGCACUUACUAAACACCAGAGAAUCCACACUGGUGAGAAACCCUAUAAGUGCAUGCAGUGUGAGAGGAACUUCAACCAAAUUGCCCCACUGAUCCAGCACCAGAGAACUCACACGGGUGAGAAGCCCUACGAGUGCAGAGAGUGUGGGAAGUCCUUCAGUUUUAGGUCCUCCUUCAGCCAACAUGAGCGGACUCACACAGGCGAGAAGCCUUAUGAGUGUAGUGAAUGUGGGAAGGCCUUCCGACAAAGUAUCCACCUUACCCAGCACCUGCGAAUACACACCGGGGAGAAGCCCUAUCAGUGUGCAGGGUGUGGCAAGGCCUUCAGCCACAGCUCAUCCUUGACUAAGCACCAGCGAAUCCACACUGGUGAGAAGCCCUAUGAGUGUCAUGAGUGUGGAAAAGCCUUUACCCAGAUCACACCACUGAUUCAGCAUCAGAGGACACACACAGGAGAGAAGCCCUAUGAGUGCAAUGAGUGUGGGAAAGCCUUCAGCCAGAGCACACUCCUGACUGAGCAUCAGAGGAUUCACACUGGGGAGAAGCCCUAUGGGUGCAAUGAGUGUGGAAAAACCUUCAGCCACAGCUCAUCCCUAAGCCAGCAUGAACGGACCCACACAGGAGAGAAGCCCUAUGAGUGUAGGCAGUGUGGCAAGGCCUUCCGGCAGAGCACACACCUAAGUCAACAUCAGAGGAUACACACAGGGGAGAAACCUUACGUGUGCAGUGACUGUGGGAGGGCCUUCAGCCACAGCUCAUCCCUAACGAAGCACCAGCGAAUCCACACUGGGGAGAAGCCCUAUGAGUGUAACGAAUGUGGCAGGGCCUUCAGCCAGCUCGCUCCACUCAUUCAGCAUCAGAGGAUCCACACAGGAGAGAAGCCCUAUGAGUGUACUGAGUGUGGCAGGGCUUUCAGCCAGAGCUCCCUACUCAUAGAGCACCAGAGAAUCCACACCAAGGAAAAGCCAUAUGCAUGCAAUGAGUGUGGGAAGUCCUUCAGCCACAGUUCAUCACUGAGCCAGCAUGAGAGGACACACACUGGGGAAAAGCCAUAUGAAUGCCCAGAUUGUGGAAAAUCCUUCAGGCAGAGCACUCACCUCACUCAGCACCGGAGAAUCCAUACUGGCGAGAAGCCAUAUGAGUGCAGGAACUGUGGGAAGGCCUUCACACACAGCUCUUCCUUGACUAAGCACCACAGAACUCAUACUGGCCAACAGGCGUGGAUUCACACAGGUGAGAAACCCUAUGAGUGCAGUCAGUGUGGGAAGGUCUUCCGACAAAGCGCGCUUCUGACUGAGCAUCAGAAGAUUCACACAGGAGAGAAGCCAUUCAGCUGUAAUGAAUGUGGAAAAACGUUCAGCCACAGUUCAUCUCUCAGUCACCACAGGCGGACACAUACUGGAGAGAAGCCCUAUGAGUGUAGUCAGUGUGGCAAGACCUUCCGGCAGAGCACACACCUCAGUCAACAUCAGAGGAUACACACAGGAGAGAAACCCUAUAAGUGCAGUGACUGUGGCAGGGCCUUCAGCCACCGCUCAUCCCUAACCAAUCACCAGCGAAUCCACACUGGGGAGAAGCCCUAUGAGUGUAAUGAUUGUGGCAAGGCCUUCAGCCAGCUCUCUCCACUCAUUCUACAUCAAAGGAUCCACACAGGAGAGAAACCUUAUAUGUGCAGUGACUGUGGCAGGGCCUUCAGCCACAGCUCAUCCCUAACCAACCACCAGCGAAUCCACACUGGGGAAAAGCCCUAUGAGUGUAACGUAUGUUGUAGAGCCUUCAGACAGCUUUCUUCACUCAUUCUACAUCAGAGGACCCACACAGGAGAGAAGCCCUAUGAGUGUAAUGAGUGUGGCAGAGCCUUCAGCCAGAGCUCCCCUCUCAUACAACACCUUAGGAUUCACACUAAGGAAAAGCCCUACACGUGCAACAAGUGGGGGGAGUCCUUCACCAACAGCUCUUCUCUAAACAGUUACCAGCAAAUCCAGACUGGGGAGAAGCCCUUUGAGUGUCAUGAGUGUGGAAAAGCCUUUACCCAGAUCACACCACUGAUUCAGCAUCAGAGGACACACACAGGAGAGAAGCCCUAUGAGUGCAAUGAGUGUGGGAAAGCCUUCAGCCAGAGCACACUCCUGACUGAGCAUCAGAGGAUUCACACUGGGGAGAAGCCCUAUGGGUGCAACGAGUGUGGAAAAACCUUCAGCCACAGCUCAUCCCUAAGCCAGCAUGAACGGACCCACACAGGAGAGAAGCCCUAUGAGUGUAGGCAGUGUGGCAAGGCCUUCCGGCAGAGCACACACCUCAGUCAACAUCAGAGGAUACACACAGGGGAGAAACCUUACGUGUGCAGUGACUGUGGGAGGGCCUUUAGCCACAACUCAUCCCUAACGAAGCACCAGCGAAUCCACACUGGGGAGAAGCCCUAUGAGUGUAACGAAUGUGGCAGGGCCUUCAGCCAGCUUGCUCCACUCAUUCAGCAUCAGAGGAUCCACACAGGAGAGAAGCCCUAUGAGUGUAAUGAGUGUGGCAGGGCCUUCAGCCAGAGUUCAUCACUGAGCCAACAUGUGAGGACACACACUGGGGAAAAGCCAUAUGAGUGUCCAGAUUGCAGGAAAUCCUUCAAGCAAAGCACUCACCUCACUCAGCACUAGAGGAUCCAUACUGGUGAGAAGCCAUAUGACUGCAGGGACUGUGGAAAGGCCUUCAUACACAGCUCUUCCCUGACUAAGCACCAGAGAACUCACACAGGAGAGAAGCCCUACGUGUGUCAGGACUGUGGGAAAGCCUUUAUUCAGAGCUCCUCCCUCACGCAGCAUCAGAGAAUUCAUACUGGAGAGAGACCGUUUAAAUGUCGUGAGUGUGGGAGGACUUUCAACGAUCGCUCAGCCAUCUCCCAGCAUGUGAGGACUCACACCGGAGCCAAGCCCUACCAGUGUCAGGUCUGCAGAAAAGCCUUCCGCCAGAGCUCCCAUCUUGUCAGGCAUCAGAGGACCCACACUGGGGAGCGUCCCUACAUGUGUAAUGAAUGUGGAAAGGCCUUCACCCAGAGCUCGCACCUCAUAGGGCAUCGGAAGACACACAGUAGGGUGAAAUGCAAGAAGAAACACCUACCUCGUAGUGCUAAAGCCUGUUGAAGAGGUGCUGCCUUUUCAACUCAGUCCUGCAUCAGAACAUAAAUGAGUGUGAUUGGAACUUGAAAAGAAGUGUUGAAGGAUGAUGUUCAUGAGACCAAAGGACAACCAGGGAGACUGCCCCUAAUUAUUAACUGGUGGGGUGUUGCUGAUAAUGAAUAUAACCGCUGGAAAAACAGAUUUAACUUUUUACUCAGUUGAUUUGCAGUUAUAAUAGGGUCAUUAAAAGUGGUAUUAGUGAAACCUGAGAAUUGCUUAUAAUGAAAAAGUAUGCACUGAUAUUAUAUUUGUUAUAAAUUAUUUAUGUGUGUAAACAAGGACGAAAAGGGAAGAUAAAUAAACCAUAUAUUUCUGUGGCAGAA
This is a messenger RNA of Phyllostomus hastatus (greater spear-nosed bat), 4311 nucleotides long. RefSeq names its product zinc finger protein 420-like. Gene Ontology annotation, biological process: regulation of DNA-templated transcription. The record is from RefSeq and is a predicted model, not a curated record. Lineage: Eukaryota; Metazoa; Chordata; Mammalia; Chiroptera; Phyllostomidae.